ACUUUCAGUUGACGUCGAGAGCUCACCGGGGCAGCAAGUGCAUCGCGCGAUGUUUUUAUUCACCUCGACGAUCGACGAAAGCACACGCGGAAUCGAGUUUGAAUUAUUUCGCGCGCUUCGCUACGAACUUAAAAAGCUCGCGUGCCAUUAAACCGACGUUCUACCCGCGCGCACGAUCCGAACGAGAUUUUCUGUUUAUUUAUUUAUUUUUUUUUUCGAAUUUUUCAUCUCACGGAAGCAUCGCUUCGUCAAAUUUCAUAACGAGUAUACACGCGCGCACUUCUGCAUACGGCAGACAGUGGAUCAAGAUUACAAAAAUAUAUAUCUAUGUGUAGCAUUGUUACGACAUCGCGUCAAGUUCCCACCUGUGAAAGUGUGUACCUGACUCAGCUGUACGAACCACGACUUGUUUCACAUUAGGAGAAACUGUUCUUACAAUUAGACCGAAUGAAACGAUUUUCUGGGUUUGAAUAUCCUGGAAGUUGACGGCCGCCAACGAAUCAACGAACUAAUUAAGUUCUCGCCAGGAUCUUGAGAGGUCAUUAAUUCGUUCGUUGUAUCCGCCGCGAGCGUUACCUUCAACGCCGCACCGUAGUAAAUUGUUCGGUGAAAUUACGAGAAAGUGAUUAUUACCGAGGUGGGUUAAUGAUCCGACUGACGCCCGGAUCGUUGCACCAAAGAAGCGAAAGGCAAACAAGUUAUGUCAAUGACUGAAUAUCGAGUGAACGUACAAUCGCGAUGACGUCAGGAGCGACGAGAAGAAUCAUUUAUCCCUGUCACACGUUCAAGAGGACUCGCUUCAAGAUCAGCUAUCCGCUGAUCUUCGCUCUGAUCCUUUUCGCGCCCCUCUGCCGGGCCGGAAAUAACCCACCGAGGUUCCUCAGCGAUGGACAGACUGAGAUUGUAUUGCGAUUGAAGGAAGGAUCGAAUACACCGGUCGGUAGCUUGAUAUACAGGCUGCGUGCGAUCGAUCCGGAUGGCGAUGAACUCCUUUUCGGGGUUCGCGAACAGCCUGGCAGUGACGUAAUUAGGGUCGAAAGUGUAACUAGAAACGAGGCAAACGUAUACCUCAACAAGGAGCUGGACAGGGAGACCAAGGACGAGUAUCCGCUGGUCCUGACGCUGACGGACGGGAAUCUCGGAGACGGCAACUACAUCACUCAAAGCCUCUUGUUGCUCGUGGAAGACAUCAAUGACAAUGCCCCGAUCUUUCGUCCGCAUCCGACGACGCUCACCAUCCGCGAGGACUCCGGUCCGGGUCUCCUUACGACCGUAGAAGCGACCGACGCUGACGAAGGAGCCCACGGACAGGUCGUUUAUUAUCUCCAGGAGCUGGGCGGUGACAAUGACAUCUUCAGUAUAACUACCGUCAAUGGAAAAGGAGUGAUCAGGCUCGUCGGCCACCUGGAUUACGAACGAAAAUUUAUUUACCAAUUAAGAAUUCUCGCCGUAGACCGUGCCAUUAACGAAAAGGUGAACACAGGGACGUCGGCGAUCGUGGUCAACGUACAAGACGUCGAAGAUCAACCGCCGGAAUUCAUCGUUGUCCCUCCCGUAACCAGGAUCAGCGAAAACGUGCCAAUCGGUACCAGCGUUCUCCAGGUCAAAGCGAUCGACGGCGACAGAGGGAUAAACAACAAAGUUACCUACAGAAUAACCAAAGGCCCCAACCAGUUGCUGGACAUCGACGCGAGAACGGGAUUAGUUUUCACUCGGACGCAACUGGACAGGGAAGCGGACUACAACAGCGGCGGUGCUUUUAUCUUGGAGAUCACGGCAACGGAGGUCUCAAAGGGAGUCCCGACCCCGUCGGUUACCACAGAGGUCACCGUAAUCUUGACGGACAUCAACGACGAGACUCCGACGUUUCGCUCGCUUUGGUACAGGGCUGAGAUAAAUGAAAAUGCACCGCUCAACACACCCAUCACCAUACUGGGGGAUGCGAUCCCCGAAGUUUUUGAUCACGAUUUGGGAUCGAAUGGGACGUUCAAAAUGUUCAUCGAUGACGACGAAGGUAUAUUCGAGGUGACGCCGUCCCGCGGAAUAAACGAAGCGACUUUUCUGGUCCGGGUGAAGGACUCCUCGAAGCUGGAUUUUGAACGGAGAACCGCUAUGAACCUGACCCUGGUCGCCAAGGAGAUUCUGCCGACUGGAGCAAAGUACAGCAUGGCUCCGGUAACAGUCUUCAUCCGGGACCAGAACGACAACUAUCCCGAGUUCGUAAAUUCAACUUACGAAGUUUCGAUACCGGAAAACUGUGGCGUCGGAACUACCGUCGCGUGGGUUCAAGCACGCGACCAGGACAGUGGGAAUUUCGGGACCAAAGGUGUCCGGUACACGAACUUGGGAGGCAGCAUAGCCCACAUGCUUUCGAUGAAUCCCGUCACCGGUGUGAUUACGGUAAAGCAGACGGGUCCAAGUUUUGACCGGGAAUUGGUGUCGCGGCACUUCCUGACCGUGGAAGCUCGAGAUGACCUCGGAAGAGGGAACAGAAACAGCGCUCAGCUCAUCGUUAGUAUCGACGAUGUGAACGAUAAUCCGCCGAUGUUCUUGCAAAAUAAAUACGAAGCUGUACUUCUCGAGAAUGAAGACGAUUUCGAGUCGCCCCUCGUUGUCGAGGCCUUUGACAUCGACCUGAACGGGACCCGCAACAGCGAGAUUAUCUACGCGCUGGUGAGCGGGGAAUUCUCCGCGAAUUUCACGAUAGACCCCAAACAGGGGCUGAUCAAACCGGCGCACCCGAUGGAUUACGAAGCGCUCCCCAUCAGCCAGGGUCAUAAAGAAUCGGCGACGAGACCUCUUCGUCUGAUCGUCAGAGCCAGAGACAUGGGAAGACCCAGUCUCAGUUCCGACGCGCCCUUGACCGUCUAUCUCAAGGACGUGAACGACAACGCCCCGGCCUUUGAGAGCGUUCAUUACAAGAAAAAUAUUCCAGAAGAUGUACCGGGUGGAACUUCCGUCUUGCAGGUAAAAGCUUGGGAUAAAGAUCUUUCGGCCCCGAAUAAUAAAAUCGUUUACCGGAUACAAAGCGGCGCUGGGGAUAAGUUUGUCAUCGGUCCAGAAAGUGGCGUAGUCAGUGUCGCGCCCGGUUCCAACUUGGAUCCAGACUUGACGUCGCCUAAAACGACGCGGUACACUCUGGACGUGAUCGCGAUUGAUAGUGGCACAGAAAUUCAACGAACUGCCGGUGUACUCGUCAAUAUCACGAUUAUCGACGUCAAUAACAAGCCCCCGGUCUUCAUCGACCCGGGAGUCGUCAGCGUCAGAGAAAAUACCCAGGUCGGUGCAUACGUCCAUCGAAUCGUAGCGAAUGAUCCAGACAUCGCACCGGUCCUGCGCUACAGAGUCGAUCCGAAUUCUUCGGAAGCUAGAAACGAGGAGGGAACGUUGAUCAGAGUCCAGGAAUACGACUAUCUGGAAGCCUUUGAACUGAACGCGCUAGACGGACUCGUUAGAGUCGUACGAAUUCUAGAUAGGGAGCGGGUGGAAAUGAUCAGACUCGGCAUUAUCGUUGAAGAUCUCGCGUCGGUUAAAGGACUCCAAACAGCUUCGGCAACCUUGACGAUCAUAAUCGAGGACGAGAACGACAACAACCCGAAAUUCCGUCGACCUUUUUACCGCCGGUCUGUAACUGAAAACAGUAAAAACGGUGUGAAUAUAGCCAGCAUCGUGGCCGACGAUGCCGACAAAAAUAGAAGCAUCACCUACUCCAUGGAAGGACCCAAGGAAAUGAUGGAGCUGGUGCACCUCGACGCAGAAAUCGGGGAAAUGGUGGUGGCCAAUAAAAUUGAUCGAGAGAUGUAUUCCUGGUUGAAUCUGACCGUCAGAGCUACGGACUCUGGAAUUCCACCAAGAUCGAGUCUAGCCGAGGUCUACAUCCAAGUGCUGGACGAGAACGAUAAUAAUCCAUACUUCGUGACGGGAAUAAAUAAUUUAACGGUACCGGAAGACGCGCUACCGGGAACUGAGAUCGGCGUAAUCGAGGCGACGGAUCCGGACAGUGGGGACUUUGGAAAAAUUACUUAUUUGCUGGAUCGGAUGUCAUCUCAGGGAAAAUUCGCCAUCAAUCCCGAUACCGGUUCACUCACAGUGGCAGAUGUCCUGGACUGGGAGACUCGUAGUUCUUAUACUCUAGUGAUCGAGGCAUGGGAUAACUAUCAAUUCGGAUACACAGCUGGCGAAUCCAGGAACGCCUUCAGACAGAUCCAGGUCGAAGUACUCGACGUUAACGACAAUCCGCCGAGCAUUGAGAUACCCGGAAACUGCGCUAGUAUUUCUGAAUUCCAUGACGUCAGAGACGCGGUCACGAUUAUCAAGGGCAGGGACGCUGACGAUCCAACAACACCGAACGGUCGCAUCGUCUUCAAAAUUCUGUCAGGGAACGAGCUGGGAUUUUUCAAUCUGGAGCAGACAGAUUAUUGGACAGCAAGAGUAAUGGCACGUCGUACGCUGAAGGGACGUUACGGCAAUUACAGUAUCCGCUUGGAAGCCCGAGACCUCGGGAGUCCGGUGAACAGGGUCGAGGCGACUCUGCAAAUUUGCGUUUUAGACUACAACGAUAAUCCUCCGGUGUUCGUGACUCCUCAGCACAACACCACGAUCCGAGUUGCCGAGAACAUCACGGUGGGGAGCGUCAUCGUCUCGGUUGAAGCAACUGACAGCGAUAUGGGACCGAAUGGGGAGGUGCAUUACAGAUUGAAGCAGGAUCACGCUGGUCAUUGGCGGACUUUUUCGAUCGACGAUAAAACAGGCCUAGUCACCCUGAGGCUUCCCCUUGAUAGGGAAACGCAGAAGAUUUACGAGAUUCACGUGGAAGCCUACGAUCUGGGGAUACCCACACCGCUGAGUUCGGACUUGGACCUUAUAAUAUACGUGAGGAAUAUAAACGACUACGAGCCACAGUUCCUGAUUGACGUUUUCAGUGUGAAUUUUACCGAGGAAAUGCCUCCCGGCUCCGAAAGUAUUCUAUUACCGGAAACGGUUGACAGAGAUGAGGUAGACGAUCUCGACGAUCCUCCGACGCAAGUUUGUUACUUCAUCGUCGGCGGUAACGACGAAGAGAUCUUCGCGCUGAAUCACUUCUCCCACGAAUUAACGCCAGCCAAAAAACUGGACCGCGAAAUACAGGACGAGCACUUGCUUCUGAUAAAAGCAACGGAAGACUGCAACACUGUUCCCGGAAACGAGAGUUUCUUCGACGCGGCAGACGAUACUCUUUUGAAAGUGGUCGUCGGAGUUAGCGAUAUCAACGAUAACCCGCCGAGAUUCAUCAGUCGAAUUUUCACAGGGGGUGUAACAACGGAGGCCGAUUUUGGAACUCAAUUCAUGCAACUCAAGGCAAUCGAUCUCGAUGCUGGAGACAACGCGGCGGUCAGCUACUACCAGAUUGGCAAAAUCCAAAUGACGUUGUCCGAAGGUCUUGACGACGUGAAGAUUCAGCCGUUCCUGGUAGACAGACUGACCGGUGCGGUGAGUCUGAACUUCGACCCUCAGCGGGGGAUGAAGGGGUACUUUGAUUUCAUGGUGUUGGCCAACGACACCGACGGUCUCAAGGACACGGCGAAGGUUUUCAUCUACUUGCUGAGAGAGGACCAACGCGUUCGAUUCGUUCUCCGACAGCAUCCUCCGGAAGUUCGUCAAGGGAUAGAAACCUUCAGAGAGGUCCUGGGUAACGUGACUGGUGCCAUAGUCAACGUGGAUGACUACAAGACUCACGAGAAUCAGGAUGGAUCUGUAGACCGAACGAGAACGGAUCUUUACAUUCACCUGGUAGACCGUCGGGACAACUCGAUCCUCGAAGUUUCCGACGCGCUGGCUUUGGUGGACCGAAAUAUCGAGAAAUUAGACACGCUCUUCAAGGAAUUCAAUGUACUGGAUACCCAGCCAGCCCAAGCACAGGCCUCCGUUCAACUUGAACAGGCUGGGACCACUUUAUGGCUCUUGGCACUGACUUUGUUCUUGGGGGCACUGUUGAUUCUUUGCAUGGCGCUGUGUCUCUCGCAAAGGGCAUCUUUCAAGAGGCAGCUAAAAGCGGCGAAGGCCUCACCGUUCGGCAUUACCGAUUCCGAAUUCACUCGGGGUCCCGGGCGAGUUCCGAAUACGAAUAAGCACAGCAUGGAGGGCUCGAACCCGAUCUGGAUGCACGCGUACGAAAAUAAUUGGUACGAAAAAAACGAAGAAUCUUUGAGUCAUAUGACCGACAGAGAUUCUCUCGAUGAAAAUGCUCUGAACGACGAAGAAGCUAUGAACGAAUCGAAUCUUAAUAACGAUGGACAGCGCGCGAAUAAUAAAUCCUAUUACAUACAGCCCAGGAUUGCCUCUCUUGGAAGUAGCAGUAUCGACAGUGGGACCGAAGAGCAGAAUGAUUUGGGUCGAGAACCAGGUCAGUUUCGCGCGGAGAAUCCGGUGGUGAACAAUCCGCUGGGAAAGAAGUUAGAGACUACGGAACUAUAAUGGUUUUUACCGUGUUGUUCGUUCUCUGGAUUUUUUUUUUUUUUGCGAAAAAGACUAAUGCCAAAGUGCGUUGGUAUCGCGAAAUGUCAGGUUUUAAGAUUAUCGAUUAUAUUUAUUUACUUAGGGUAAGGUCACCAGUGUAAAUAUUUAAGAUUUUUAAUUAUUACCGAAUUGAAUAUUAUUUAUUAUUUAUUCCAACGACGUCAUCUAUAAAAUAUUAUACGAAUGUUUUGUUUAUUUACUUUUUUUACGCGAGGAUCGGAAGCCAGGAGAUAUUUUUUUUUUGUUUAUAAAAUUUGCGCGGAUGGCAAAAAAAAGAAACUUUUUUUUUCAAGGUAACCACUGUGAGACUUUUGUAACAUUACAUCGACUUUACGGUAGAUAGACUUUUUACGGAUAUCCGAUCUGUAGAUAUUAUAUCUUGUAAUUUGAUCAAUAAAAUAAUUCGAAUAA
Athalia rosae (coleseed sawfly) is the source of this 6906-nucleotide messenger RNA. RefSeq names its product cadherin-23 (gene Cad88C). The transcript has 25 exons. Gene Ontology annotation, molecular function: cadherin binding; calcium ion binding. NCBI's taxonomy places the organism in Eukaryota, Metazoa, Arthropoda, Insecta, Hymenoptera, Athaliidae. The record is from RefSeq and is a predicted model, not a curated record. Gene Ontology annotation, cellular component: catenin complex; plasma membrane. Bases 739 to 6453 code for a protein of 1904 amino acids. Gene Ontology annotation, biological process: homophilic cell-cell adhesion.